Molecule: messenger RNA, 2057 nt
Organism: Scomber japonicus (chub mackerel)
Lineage: Eukaryota; Metazoa; Chordata; Actinopteri; Scombriformes; Scombridae
Exons: 5
Coding region: 399-1595 (398 amino acids)
Source: RefSeq, a predicted model, not a curated record
GUAAAAAUGUCGCUGUCUUCUACACGGACCGUUCCUGGAUCAGUGUCCUUUUAGGUGGAGAAAAAAAAAUCACACGGCAGUUCGGUGAGUGGGGACAGCCGUCACCAGUUGCACCCCAAGAAUCAAAUUGCUGCCAUUUAGUUGCCAUGAGAGAUAAUUAGCUCCACAAAACUAUAAAAAGAAAGUGAAGAGUUGCAGUUUCAGUGUUUUAACUGGACUAGAGAAAGGCUCAAUUUACCUUCCUCUUUUAUCAGUUCAGUUUUAACCAUAUUCACCUCAGAACAGAGACGUAUACUGUAACACUACAUGGGCCUGUGGGGUAACCUGAUCCGAUAAUUAAAGCCUUUUGAGUCCCCCCCCCUCCACCUCAGCAAGAAAGGUAAAAUUUCAGUGAAGAGAUGGACCCAUCUGCUAGGAUGGUGGGUCUGGAUGCCCAGGGGAACAUGGUUUUCACUGUGGUAAAGCCAGUUAUGGGCAUAUUUCAGGUGGCUUCAGAGCAGGGCAGCAGUGUAGCACAAGGGGGCAUGGGGCUGCAGGGUUUACCUGAAAACACAUUGGUCCUCCCUCAAGCACAAGGCCAGGCUCAGCUAGACCAGAACCAGAUGGAAAUGCACACCAUGCAGCCUCAGAUUCAGCCCCAGAUGCAGGUAUCCGCCCCGGUCCAGACUGAGGAGGUGCCUCAGCAUCAGGACCCACCGCCGAACUCAAGCACAAAUUCACAGUCGGUUACUCAGAUGCCGUUUGCAGAAGUGUCGUCGCUCCUGGAUCCCAACAUGAAAGGAUCGAAGGCUCGGAAGUAUCUCAUCUCGUAUGAUGAAAUUAAACGGCGUCUGCAGGCCCCAGAGAAGAUGUCCCUGCGCUCCCUGGCGGCAUACACUCGGGUCAGCAGAGGCCCAGCCAGCAAGAAAACACUUCUAGAGUCACUGAAUGUACUCGGACUCACGCCGAGCACGACUACCUCUGUAUCCUCCUCGUUCUCCAAACUCACUGAAGGCGACACCAGAGCUUUGUGUGAUGACAUGAAGGACUUUGCCCAUGACUACAUCGACUACAGCAACAUGGCUAAACAGCUCAUUCCAGAGACAAAUACAGUUCAACACUGGUCCAAAAUUAUUGAAACUAAGAACCACCUCGAGGACAUGAGGAAAUGUUUCAGAGACCCGGUCAACAGUGGUGGCUUUGACAAUGUCACUCAUGGCCUCGGUCUGGGAAUGUUGGACGUCGCUCUGGACAUGAUCGUCAUGGUAAUCGAACAGCAGAUUCGCAUCCUGUCUGGCGCAGCGGCAUCAGACCCGGCCGACUCUGGUCCACCGAUGCGGCGCAUCCGCAGGCGCCAUCGCAAGACUCGCCCUGCUGACAGCGAGAGACCUCACAAGGUGUCUGGAGGGGUCAAAGAUCAAGGGAAGGUCAUUUCAAAAGGCAAGGGGCGAGGAAGAGGCAGGAAGAAGAUCCGGCAGGAAACAGGAGCCGUGGGUCAUGUGGAAACUCAAGCAGAGCAGUGCAAGCCAGAUGAUGUGGAGAGUAACGUCCUUACUCUGGUUUCUGUGGGAUAUGAGACUGUUUCCAGUGGUCUCAAUGCAACAGGGACUGUUUGACACCUCUGAUUGUUAGUUCCUGCUUAGGACUGGCCCAGAAAAUCAAAGUUUUUUUUAAGAGAACCAACACAUUAAAAGCUCAAUGAUGAUGUGACACAGGCUGCACAAGCUGAGAUGCCACGAUUUACCUGUGGAGGAGAUCACAGUUGUGGUGAACUCAGCAUCACAUAUAAAGUCACGUCUAUAGUGAAUCUUCUUUUGUAGCAAGUGUCAAGUGUAUUGUGAGAUCUAACUGAAUCAGAUCAUAUAUCAUUUUUUUCAUCCAAUGUUUUUAAAGAACAAAAGCUGUAUGUAUACACUGAGAAAACCUGUCUAUGCACCGGUGCGUCAGAUCAAAACAUGUCAUGUAGCUCUCAGUAUAAAGAGUCUUGUGUCCCAUUUGUAUUUAUUGUUUAGAUUUCCUGUUGAACAUCUUUUUUUCUGUAUUAGAUCAUGAAAAUUAUAGUCUGCUUUUACAGGAAC